AGCACUAUGCAUAUGUACCUACACGUAUGUAUGUAGUACUCUUUUCCGCCUCCAGUUUACCAGGCAGAGUAUUUUACGAAGAAUCAUGGCGUCCAUUAUUAAAGACACUGGUGAAAUUUGGAGUCGACUUUUUGAUCAUCGACCGUUCAUUCAAGGUGAAAUCACAUUCUUUCUGCGAGAGUUUCAGGAAAAGAGAGGAGAUAGAGAAGUGGAACGUCUUUUCAAAAUACUCGAAUACUCGACUGAACUAAAGGAAAAUCAAUUGGAUCGUACAGAACAACUAGGAGAUUGCCAUUUGCCUAGUUUAAAAGCAAAUGUUGAUGUAGCACUGAGCAUGUGUGAAAGAGUACUUCAGAGAGAACAAGAUUUUGAUAUUGAUAAAACAUUGGAAGACAACAGAAAAAUCAGGAAAUUAGAAUGGGAGAAAUUUGUCAAUGAUAUGAGCGAGAAGUGUGAGAAAGUAAAUCAAACUUUUGAGGAAAAGGAAGAUGAAAUAAAAGAAUAUUACACUGAUCUGGAAAAAAAAUUGCAUAUCGCAUAAUAAAUUCUUUCUUUGUUA
Megalopta genalis is the source of this 559-nucleotide messenger RNA. RefSeq names its product biogenesis of lysosome-related organelles complex 1 subunit 5 (gene Muted). Lineage: Eukaryota; Metazoa; Arthropoda; Insecta; Hymenoptera; Halictidae. The record is from RefSeq and is a predicted model, not a curated record. Gene Ontology annotation, cellular component: BLOC-1 complex; transport vesicle.